ACAAGUACAAGAGGCUGAGUGGAUUGUCUUCCCUCAAUGAGAAGGAACUGGGCAUUUUGAGACCUGACUUGUGGAGAUAAACCUGUGGAAUAACACACACACACUGGAAUAUAGCUCAGUAUUGGUUGGGACAUCCACUUGUGAAGAGGCAGGUGCCAGAGCCAAGCUGGGGGCCAUAGAGAGCCAGACAGACAGUCCUGAUGGCAGAAACCUGGAAGGCAGUCUGCUCUGAACACGUGCUCUAGGAGCCCGCCCCGCCAGGGGCCACACUUCACGCGGAAACACUGCACAGGUGUGUGUGUCCAUGAGGUCGUCCAUGCUGGUCCUGCUCCUCAUGGUCAGUGCCCAGGCAGUGGCCACCAUGGGAGGGGACUCCUGCCCCCCGGUCUCCGCUCAGCAGCAAGGCCCUGCCCCCAAAAGGACCCCUAACUCUGCCCCCACCGUGGAUCCCAAACUGUUCACUAAGCGACGCUACCGCUCGCCCCGCGUUCUCUUCAGUGCCCAGCCGCCCGACACUGAGCCCACGGGACGCCAGGGGUCCGGGACCAGUAGGGCAAGGCGCAGGGUUGGUCAGCCGAAGCACCGGGGGGUGUACUCUGUGUGUGAGAGCAUCAGCGUCUGGGUAGGCAACAAGACCAAGGCCACGGAUAUAUCUGGCAACGAGGUGGAGGUGCUCCCGGACGUGAACAUUAACAACGUGAAGAAGAAGCAGUACUUUUUUGAGACCACGUGCCGUGGCGCGCGGGGCGGCAGCACUGGCUGCCUGGGCAUCGAUGGGCGACACUGGAACUCCUACUGCACCAACUCGCACACUUUUGUGCGGGCGCUGACUACCUUCAAAAACCUGGUGGCCUGGAGACUGAUCCGCAUCAACGUGGCCUGUGUCUGUGUGCUCAGCCGAAAGUCCUGGCGACAGUGACCGUACUCUCACUGGUCAUGUGGUCACUUCAGUACUGACGACAGGACCACUUGGUACUAUCAUGUGGCCACUGCAGUACUGCAGUCCCAACCCCCCACCACCUACCCGCUGGAGUGCUCUGAGACUCUGCCCCACUACAGCCCUCCCCUAGCCGUCUGCACAAAGUAAAUUAUUGAUUAUGAGGACUGCAAGUAUAUAAACCAACCAUUUCUUUAUCACUUGUUGUUGUUGUUUUGUUGUUGAUAUUGUUAUUUAUUAAACACCUCAGUACAUGCA
Messenger RNA from Salvelinus sp. IW2-2015, 1195 nucleotides. It is a transcript of the gene ngfb, whose product is annotated as nerve growth factor b (beta polypeptide). The record is from RefSeq and is a predicted model, not a curated record. Lineage: Eukaryota; Metazoa; Chordata; Actinopteri; Salmoniformes; Salmonidae. Gene Ontology annotation, cellular component: axon; synaptic vesicle; dendrite. Gene Ontology annotation, biological process: modulation of chemical synaptic transmission; nerve development; positive regulation of peptidyl-serine phosphorylation. Gene Ontology annotation, molecular function: nerve growth factor receptor binding; growth factor activity.